Molecule: messenger RNA, 1632 nt
Organism: Lactuca sativa (garden lettuce)
Lineage: Eukaryota; Viridiplantae; Streptophyta; Magnoliopsida; Asterales; Asteraceae
Product: pentatricopeptide repeat-containing protein At3g42630
Molecular function (GO): protein binding
Source: RefSeq, a predicted model, not a curated record
AUGGAGAUCAUGGAGGAGAGACUUAGGGCAUUCAGGGCCGAUAUUUCUGCGAGCCAGGGUGAAGCUCGAACUUCCUCGUUCAGGGAGUUCAAGGCGUGUGGAGCUCCGGAGUUUUCAGGGGUCCGGGAUCCCAUUGUGAGUAAACGCUGGGUGGCAGACAUUGAAAAUGCUCAGCGUACGAGUUCUUGCAUGGAGGAGGCCAAGGUCGGAUUUGCUUCAUGUAUGUUGAGGGACAGGGCCCGAGAUUGGUGGGGCGAGGUUAUUAGUCAGAUGGGGACAGUCGGUGUGGCUAGCAUGACGUGGGCUGAGUUUGUUCGACGUUUUGAUCAGGAGUUCGCACCACCUAUUGAGGCGCAAUGGAUGUUCUUUUACAUAUUCUACAUACAAACCCCAAUAGCUCGCCAAAUAAAGCGUUCUGGUUCGAAGAAGACAACAGGUAUGGAAGCUAUCUCGGUUCUUUCUGUAACUCAUCCUAUUGAAUCCAAAUUAACUCGUUUGAGGACAUUCUGCAGCCACAAGAACUCACAUGGUAGAAGUUCAGCUCAAAAGGGUAAUCAUAAAAAUGUUGGAAAGGGAAGACAUGUCGAUAAAUUGCAAAAUGAAGGUUUUGCUCCCGACAAUUCUACCAUGACAACUUUGAUGUUAUACAAUGCAAAUAACAGAUUUUUCACACAGGCAGAUUCCAUAUGGAAUGAAAUUAUAAACAGUUCUUAUAAUCUUGAUAUUCAAAGAAUUUUGGGCCUAAUUGAUGCCUACAUUGAAGGGAGGCUUUUUGAUGAAGUAAUCCAAAUUAUACAUCAAAUUAGUCUCAGGCAUCCUCAACUACAACACCAAGUUUAUGAAUACACCAUAUCUUGUUUUGGUAAGAUAAGAGAGCUUGAGUUAAUGGAGAAUAUAUUAAAAGAUAUGGUCUCAAAUGGUUUUCCUGUUGAUUCUACUAUGGGUAAUGCUUAUAUCAUGUAUUAUAGUCAUUUUGAUUCAAUACCCAUGAUGGAAAACGCUUACAAACUUCUAAAAAGCUCAAGACUUUUGGUUGAAAAAGAUGGGAUUAGGGCAAUUUCUCUUGCUUAUAUAAGGGACAAAAAGUUUCAUACUUUGGGAAACUUCUUAAGGGACGUGGGUCUUGGUAGGAGAAAUGCAGGGAAUCUUCUUUGGAACUUAUUGUUAUUGUCGUAUGCUGCAAAUUUUAAAAUGAAGAGUUUGCAGAGAGAGUUUUUAAAUAUGUUGGAAGCUGGAUUCGAACUUGAUUUCACUACUUUUAAUAUUCGAGUUGUAGCUUUCUCAAAGAUGUCUUUGUUUUGGGAUUUGCAUUUAAGUCCAGGCAUUGAACAUAUGAAACAUAAUGGAUUUUUCCCGGAUCUUGUGACUUAUGGUUGUAUUGUUGAUGCGUAUUUGGAUAGGAGAUUAGGGAAAAAUUUGGACUUUGCUUUGAGGAAAAUGAAUGUGAAUGAUUCGGGUGUUGUGUUAACUGAUGAUGUUGUGUUUGAGGUGUUGGGGAAAGGUGAUUUUCACUCUAGUUCGGAACCGCUUUUGGAGUUUAAUAGAGGGAAGAGAAGGUGGAGUUAUAAGGAAUUGAUUGCAACUUAUGUUAAGAAAAAAUAUCGGAGUAAUCAAAUCUUUUGGAAUUACUAA